Molecule: messenger RNA, 3426 nt
Organism: Equus caballus (horse)
Lineage: Eukaryota; Metazoa; Chordata; Mammalia; Perissodactyla; Equidae
Product: NXPE family member 3
Source: RefSeq, a predicted model, not a curated record
UGUUUUAUUAAAACCUUUGUUUUAAAUUUAUUCGUGUCUGUUUCAUUUAUCCCAUUUUUCUUUUUAAUAACUAGCUCAAGAUUUUCAUCCUGUUGGCGUGAGUUCUGUGACUCUUCCCUUUCUGAUUUCUCUUUGUUAACUUAAUGUUUUCAUUAGCAUCUGUAAGACAAUGAGAAGAAACUGAGACCCCCCCAAGUUUAAGUUUUUAAGACUAGUCAUUACAUUUUUCUUUUAAUUUAGUCUUUUUAGGUACCAUAAAACACCUGUUUAUCAUGAGAGCUCUCUAAAAAGUUUCCCAACUUAAGGAUCCAUUGUUGGCUAUUUUUCUUUCUCUGGAGUCUAAAGAGCGUUGUGGCCACGUGGUGUUACAAAAGAAAAUCAUCCCUCUUUAGACAUUGGCUUAUAGCUAUAGGUUGACCAGUCAGCCAAAGUUUUUCCCAAGGGGCUCUUAGGUGGAAUAGAUGCGGCACCUCCCAUGUUAACACUUUUAAAAGGACAGACAAACAGACAAACAACAGCAAAUACCAAACAAGUGCACUUUCCCCAAAACCCUCGGCCACAAACGGAAGCCAGAAUAAAGACCAAAACCAAAACCAAAACUAAAAACCAAAGUGCUUCCAGUCCCAGCUUAGUCCGUGUCCUACACUCGGUGGGCGCCCAACAAAUGAAGAUUUGCUAUGCAGAUCUUCCCAAAUGAGCAAGGACAAGGGACCUCGGUUGUGCACACCCGAGGGACUUACCAAAGUCUGGCUGGGGCAUCACGACUUCAAAAUAAACGGAGCCCAGAGGGCUGCCAGGACAGUGGGCACUGACGCAUGCUGAACCCCACCCUGACUCCCGCAGACCUAAGUCACUUCUCCAUGAUCCUCUGGAAUAAUCCACGCUGACACUCUCAGGGCUCUGUUAAAGUUUUAUUGCUUUAUGUUCUACCUGAGUCCUUGGUUCAUAUUGGAUAUUUCAGAGAAAAGUCUAGGCUGCCAUGGGUCCAUUCGUGGAGCAAUUCAAGGGGUACAAGAACCUGAUUGUGGCAUUGGUUUUUCUGGUUUGGAUCCUCUAUUUCAUCUUGUCCUUGCCUGACAGCACCAUCCAUCGGCCCCCAGGACCCCGUGCUGCCUCUAAAUCUGCCUGCAAGCCCACAGAAUAUCCCUCCCACUUGUCCUUUCUCCCCCAGGAGCUCGCCAACCUGACCCAUCUUCUGUACUGGCCUCCAACCCCAGGGGAUGAAGGGGACAUUUUGGCCUCCACCAGCCCCCAGACCUCCACCUACCGCCUGAGGGGUCCUGCCCAGGCUAGCUAUGCCCUGGGAGGCUACCUGGAGGCCAUCCUUGUGGCCAGAGACCACCGGGGCAGGCCCAAGACCCAUGGUGGGGAUCUGUUUCGGGCACAGCUGCUGGGUCCUGGCUUGAAGGCGGGGGUCCCUGGGGAUGUCCAGGAUCUGGAGAAUGGCACAUACCUGUUGUCUUUCCCUCUGCUCUGGGCUGGGCAGGCCCGUGUACAAGUGCGGCUGAUCCACUCCAGUGAGGCAGUUGGGGUUCUACGAAGAAUCUGGAGAGAGAAAAGGGCCACAGUUGAUUUUAGAGGGUAUUUCCGGGGACCCACAGGAGCUGAAGAGACUGUGAUUUGUAAUGUUGACCCCCAGUCAACUGGAGCGAAAGGGCCUACCUGCCAGUACAGGGAUGUGGUUUCAAGUGAGCUCUGGUUCUGUGCUCAACCACCUACCCUGCCCUGCAACUCUUUGGUCGGACACUCAAGUGGGAGUUACCUGAAAGUGACUGUACCACAUGAUGAGGCCCUGCUGGCAUGGAAUGUGACAGACAAGGUGCUCCCACAGGGCAUUUCUCCAAUCCAGAUCAGAAUGGCAGCCACAGGGAACAGCAGCCUGGCCCUGUCCCCACAGCUCCCCUGCCGCCCUGGGCUCCCGGCCUCAAAGCCCUCUGGUUUCUACCACCAAGAUGUGUGGCACUCACUGUCUUGCUCCGGCCGCUCCUUCUCCACUGCUGACAGCAUCCUGGGCUGCCUGGCUGGCCACGUCAUCCACAUGAUCGGGGACUCCACGCUUCGGCAGUGGUGGGAGUAUCUGCGAGACAAGGUCCCCUCUCUGAAGCCAGUGGAUCUACAUGCCAUACAUCAGGCAGGGCCCCUGAUGGCGGUGGAGACCACUCGGGGCAUCGUGUUAAACUGGCGAGCCCACGGCUGGCCCCUGCGCUGCCUCCGUGCACCAGUGGCCUCCUUGCAUUCUGUGGCCCAGGAGCUGAGCGGCCUGGCCGGGGGCCCCCACACGGUGGUGGUGCUGGGCCUGGGUGCUCACUUCACCACCUUCCCUCCAUCCAUCUUUGUGCGAAGACUGGCAGGGAUCCGGGCAGCCGUGGCUGCACUGCUGGCCCGGGAACCCCGCACUCUUGUGAUCAUCAAACUGGCCAACACCGGCUACAAGUCCGUGUAUGGCAGCGACUGGUUCACCCUGCAGAUUAACCGGCUCCUCCGAGCUGCCUUUGCUGACCUCCGUGUGGCCUUUGUGGACGCCUGGGAAAUGACCUCCAGUCUGGCCCUGCCCGACAACAUCCACCCAGGACGGCUUAUCGUCAGCAACGAGGUGGACGUCCUCCUCUCCUUCAUCUGCCCCGCUUAAGCCCUCCUGCAGGUUUUGGAGCUGUGUGGACGGAGGCCGUCGGGAUUGUGAAGAGGACCGGAGACAUGAUGGGACCCUGAACUAGCAGUGAUUCAGAGAAGAGUGAUUAACCCAAGACUUACUACCUAGGGUUAAUCACUGUUAACAUCUUGGUGACCAUCUGUUCAUACGUUUGCCUAUGCAUCACACAUAUAUGUGUGUAAUUCUACAUAAAUGAGAUGAUAUUUUACAUGCCUUUUUCUUUUUUGAGGAAGAUCAGCCCUGUGCUAACAUCCGUGCCCAUCUUCCUCCACUUUAUACGUGGGAUGCCUGCCACAGCAUGGUUGACAAGCAGUGCGUAGGUCUGCACUGGGAUCCGAACCUGUGAACCCCAGGGCCAGCAAAGUGGAGGGUGCUAACUCAAAUGCUACACCACCAGACCGGCCCCAUGCCUUCUUUUUAAUUCUCUUUUUUGGAAAUUUUUAUUGGUUUAAUCGUAGAUUAUGCAGUUGUAAGUUAUAAUACACAGAGAUCCCUCAUACUCUUUCCUCAGUUUCUCCCAAUGGCAACAUCUUGCAAAACUAUAGUACAAUAUCGCAACUGGGAUAUUAACAUUGGUACAAUCCACCAAUCUUAUUCAGAUUUCCCCAGUUUUAUUGUAUUUAUUUGUAUAUGCAUGUAUUGAGUUUUAUGCAGCUUUGUCCCAUGUAUAUGUUCAUGUCUAAUUCUUUUUUUUUUGCAUUUUGAUGAGGAAGAUUGGGCCUGAGCUAACAUCUGUCACCAAUUUUUCUUUUUGCUUAAGGAAGAUUGUCACUGAG